Danaus plexippus (monarch butterfly) is the source of this 3207-nucleotide messenger RNA. RefSeq lists its product as uncharacterized. The transcript has 18 exons. Gene Ontology annotation, biological process: mRNA processing. Gene Ontology annotation, cellular component: exon-exon junction complex. Lineage: Eukaryota; Metazoa; Arthropoda; Insecta; Lepidoptera; Nymphalidae. Gene Ontology annotation, molecular function: mRNA binding. The coding region runs from base 181 to 2154 and encodes 657 amino acids. The record is from RefSeq and is a predicted model, not a curated record.
AAAAAUUUGAUGGCCGCCAAAGUUCUUGUUUAUUUGACGUUCCUUGAUCUUUCAUUUUCCGUUGUUCAAGGAGGGGAUUUACUGAAAUAUAUCGCAUUAAUUGCGGCUAUACGUUCAUAUAAAUUGUAAAUUAACGUUAUCAAUCUGGAAGUCCUACAAGUAAACCGUGGGGAAGGCGAGAUGACGUCUGUGGCUAGACGACGAGAACAGGACGAUUCGGGCGAAUAUUCGGACGCAUCACAAGAUAUCGAGCAAAACAAUUCUGGAAUUGAUGGCGCUCAGCAUGAUACCGACUAUGACUCCCAGGGAUCGGAAACUGAGCAUUCCGAAGGGGAUCCAGAGAAACAGGAGACGGAACGCCGCGUUGAUGAUGAUGAGGAUCGCAGCAAUCCACAGUACAUUCCAAAGAGGGGCACCUUCUACGAACACGACGAUCGUACAGCGGCCAGCGGCGAGGAAACAACGAACACCACAUCAGAGACGGUCUCCGAGAAGAAGGAAGGGGUGGAACCUCCAGCAGAGCGUAGAAGACCACCGAGGAAGGCAGACGCUGAUAAUAAGUGGGCACACGACAAAUACAACGAAAACGAACAGAUUCCGAAGUCUCGCGACGAGCUGGUGGCUAUAUACGGCUAUGAUAUAAGGAACGAAGACGCUCCGCCUCACGCCAGGAGGAACAGGAGAUAUGGCCGCGGCCCUAACAAGUACACGAGAACGUGGGAGGAUGAAGAGGCGUAUCGUCGUCAACUGGCUCACAAGAAGCCCCCCAGCCCCGCUGAUUUCCCUGAACUUGGAGCCACGAACAAACCCGGACGGAAGCCGAGGGCGAGACCGCGUUCCAAGUCACAGCCGGCGUCGAACGAGUCGUCUGAAAACGGCAGGGAGUUGAGACGGAACGCCUCGAUAAAGACGCCGAAACAGAAAGCGGUCAAACCGAACAAAACUAACCACAAGCAGGCCGUCCAGGAGAAUGUGGUCAAAAUGGAGAACCUGACUAUCACCACCCCAGUUAAUAACGGCACACAGCGUCGUGUAAGCGCUCAGCAACGUCCCGUGCCUACCGAAACUAAACACUCACAGCCACCAUCACAGAACAAUGCACUAAAACCUCAAGCACAACAGAAACCUCCGCAGACACAAGCUCCGGCGUCCGGUUCAGAGCCUCGCAUCAAGCGGUAUAGCAGCUUGCGGCAGCGACCGCUCGCGGAGUCGUACUCGCCGCAGCAACAGCAGCAACAGCAACAACAACAGCCGCAGCAACAGCAACAGCAACAGCCGCAGCAACAGAGAUAUCCCGAUUUUGUAGCCGGACAGCAGUCACAGCACCCAGCGACCGCGGGGCAACAGAUGCAUCCACAACAAAUAAUACACCCUCAAGUGCACAGAAACCAGGGUAAUCAGCACGGGCCGUCACCGCCUCAUCAACCAUCACAACACCCUGCCGGCCAACUCCCUCCGGCUCAACAUCCUCCAACACAGCUCCCUCCAACUCAACUCCCUUCCGGACAACACCCUCCCACUCAACAUCCGCCGGGACAGCAACACACGCAGCAGCGUCGCGGUAUACACGAGCCCCACGUCCAUCACACCAUACACAACAUGCCGCAGCAACACAAUAUUGGUCAACUGCAACCAGCUCAAGGAUACGCUCCACCCGCUAUGAUGCCAGCCCAAUACAUGCAGGGCGGUUCUUCGGGCGGUGUGUUUGGGGCGCCGAUGUACCCCGCGCCCGCCUACCAGCAUCAGAUGUACCCGCAUCAUAACUUUACGGGUGGAGUGACGUACUACAGUUGUGCUGAGCAGGAACAAGCGCCUAGAGCCGUUCGUCGACCGACAGCGGCCAUACCCAUAGUACGACCAGAUCGACCCGCCAACGACAGGCCGGCGAAUUCAACAGAAAAGGACAAUAUCGAUAGGAUCGUGGAAAACAUGUUCGUGAGGAAGCCAUGGCCGGCUCAGGAGGGCAAGGAAAAACAGGAAAGAAAUUCUCAAGAGCCGCAGAGCAAAGAAACGUCACAACCGAACAGUUUAACAUCCAGUUCGAUAUCAACGGAUUCGAAAACAGAGAAAAACGAGGAGAAACAGGAGAAAACAGAGACUCAGGAGAGCGUCGAACGGACGGACAGCGGGAAUAUAGACACUUCAGACGCUUGACUGCGGCUGUACGGACAUUUUAUCGGAGUGAUUUAACAUUGCUAAUAACAAAUGAUAUUAUUUUUUGUCAGUAGCGAUGUCCGUCAUAAUUAUUAUUGUUACAAAAAAUAUACAUAUAUAUAUAUCAUUUAAAAACUAGGUCUCGAUCAACUAUUUAUUAAAUUUAAGCUAUACAUUUCUCAUAUACGUCUUAAACGUCGCUACUAAUAAAAAAAUCUCUCUGGCGACGUUCAUGCAUCAUCGUGCGCAAUAAUAAUAUUAUAUUUUUGUAAGAACAUUAUUGAUGUGCUGUUUGGACGUCGCUAAGCUAUUCUAAGCCACGGCUGUGCCCUGUCCGGGGUUAGGUAGGUGAUUAAGUAUCGGACUAUCGAAGUUAUGCUAUAAAUACAUUACUCAAUACUUUUUUUUUUUUCUAUAUAUUUAUUUUCUCUCUAAUGUCACGCUAAACAUAAAUCCACUGGUUUUCCUGUUCGUAUAUAACUGUCGAGUCAUAUUUUAAGACUUGUAUACUUAAAAAUUUUUUUGUAAGACUUAUCGUAAUAAAAUUAUUUACAUAUUAAGUGGGUUAUUUUUAAUUAAGAAUCUACGAUAGUUUUUCUUUAGAUCCAUUAAGGAUACGUUAUGUUAAUUAUGUUUUGAAAGGACGUUUACGUUUAGCUUUUUUGUGUUAAAAUUUAAAUAAUGGUGUUGCCAAAAUAAAAAAUAUAUGAGUAUGCUAAGAAUAAGGGUAUGAUGUGUUGUAUUUUUUGAGACUGGGAACACAGAUGUUAGGUUUCCUAAAUUUUCCCAUCCCUAAUAUUGUUUUUUUUUUUUGUUAACGAAUGAGUUUGGUAAGAAUAUUCUAAAACAAUAUCUUUAUAUGUAAAUCUGUCCUCGACUAGUCUUAUAUAAGAAUCACGUCAUUAAAGAGUCACAGUUUUCAGCUGAAAAUAAAGUUGUCACUGAGUUUUUAAAUAUUUUAUAAAGAAAAAAAAAAACUUAUUAAAAAUCGAAAAAAAAAUGCUUUUGUAAACUAGGCCGGUUAUUUAUUUUAAGUAAAUCCUUUGAAUCUUA